AUGAACAGAAAUCAACCAGUUGAAGACGAAAUGGUGUACGGUGAAUAUGACGUUGAUGAGGAACUUUCGGAAGAUCUUCAAGACUAUGAUGAAUGCACAAAGGAACCCGUUGAUUUGGCCAAACUCCGUAUUGCCCAACUGGAUGAAGAAAGAGCCGAGCGAGUUGCGAAACGUCGUCAACCAAGUAAUCCCAUUAAAAGGGCACUUCAUCGUAUUAUUCCUUAUGGUGGGAUUGUAUCAUCUGGGUUUAAUCUUGCCAGUUCAUCCCUUGGCUCUGGUAUAAUAGCCUUACCCUAUGCAUUUAAUACUUCUGGAUUGGCAAUGGCUAUUAUUUACCUUGUCAUGGUUGGUCUGUUGACGAUUUAUUCCUUCCGUAUGAUGGGCAUUGCCGGUAAACGUACUGGAUUACGCAACUAUGAACAAGUUACGGCGAUGAUUCUUGGUCGCUUUGCUGGAUACUUUCUUGCCUUUGUGAUGCUUUUACUAAGCUUUGGUGCGGAAGUAUCGUAUGUUAUCUCUAUGGGGGAUCUCAUUGGUGCUUUUGUUAACAACUCGGAUGCUCCUGCGUACUUAAAAACUACAUCUGGACGACGAGUUCUCACUGCAGCUGUAUGGCUUGUGGCUAUGCUGCCACCGUGUCUUCCUAAAGAAGUGAACUCACUACGGCAUUUGUCUGUUAUUGCAGUACUAUGCAUUGUUUUCUUUGUUAUUUGUAUGGUGAUUCACUCAGCACGUAAUGGCCUGGCUCAUGGUCCACGGAAAGAUCUGGUGUACUUUCAAACUGGAAAUGCAGGGAUUGAAGGACUUUCUAUAUUCACUUUUGCCUUUAUUUCUCAAAUGAAUUGCUAUGAAGUCUAUGAAGAAAUGUACAAACCGGGUGUAAACCGAUUAACAAAGAGUGCGGCAGUUGGUGUGUUUCUUGGUUUCUGUCUAUACUUCAGCGCUGGACUAUUUGGCUAUUUGGACUUUGGACCAGCCGUUACGGGAUCUGUACUGAAGCAAUAUAAUCCAAUUGAAGAUAAAAUGAUGGCUGUGGCUUAUGCUGGCAUUAUAUGGAAACUCUGUGUUGGAUAUGGUUUACAUAUGAUUCCCGUACGAGAUGCUGUCUAUCACUUUCUCCACAUUGACGUUAAAAAACUUGCAUGGUGGAAGAAUGCGAUGAUUUGUACCUUCAUGGCUACCUGUUCACUUGUGGCCGGUUUUUUCAUUCCUAAUGUGAAUGUUGUGUUUGGACUGGUCGGUGGAUUCUGUGGUGGUUUUAUGGCCUUUAUCAUUCCAGCAUUACUAUACAUGUACAGUGGGCAUUGGUCACUGCAGUCUGUUGGUUUCUUUAACUACUUUGCCACUUACUUCUUGUUAAUUGUUGGAGUGAUUGCUGUCGUGUUCGGUACAGCCGCAGCCGUCUAUGGUGAAGUACAGAGACACUAA
Molecule: messenger RNA, 1428 nt
Organism: Trypanosoma theileri
Lineage: Eukaryota; Euglenozoa; Kinetoplastea; Trypanosomatida; Trypanosomatidae
Product: amino acid permease
Exons: 1
Coding region: 1-1428 (475 amino acids)
Biological process (GO): amino acid transmembrane transport
Molecular function (GO): amino acid transmembrane transporter activity
Source: RefSeq, a predicted model, not a curated record